AUGGCUAAUAAUGGCAAUGGCAAGUCAAAUGGAGAGAGCAGCUACUUCGGAGAGGCCUUCACGGCACCUGGACUGCCCCGCUUCACAAGGACCAUCACUGGCCACGACGAACAGGAUGGGAGCACUCGUUUCCUCGUUCGUGAUGAAGGGGACCACCAGGUCGUCAGGAAGGCUAAAGGUUUCGACUUCGAAGCAGCGCAAACGGUUCUCUACGCUACAUUUGGAGUACCGGUCGAUCUAAAAGAUAACGAUGAUAUCCGGGCCGUCCGUGAGGGCUACAAGGGAGGCCACCACAUAAAGAACGGCACAUUCGUAUCAAUGCUCGACUUCAGCCCGGGUGCGGAGACGCCGAUGCACCGUGGAGAGUCCAUCGACUACAACGUCGUGAUUGAGGGAGAGUUUGACCUAGUGCUAGACUCCGGAGAAGUAACGCGGAUGCGUAGAGGUGAUGUGAACGUCCAACGCGCCACCAACCACAAAUGGGUCAACGUUUCUGGCGACAGGAAGGAACCGGGUCGCCUGUUCAAUGUCCUGAUAGAUAUACAAUUGCCGUUAUCUGUAAAUGGCCAAGAUCUCAAAGGCUUCUCAGAAGGUUACCCUGCAGAGUUGGGCUAUGGAUAUGGUGUCGAAAGGCAUGAACAUGCCGGUAAAGCUGUGGAUGAGUCAGUAGCCACCAGUUAA
Messenger RNA from Exophiala bonariae, 681 nucleotides. RefSeq lists its product as uncharacterized. The transcript has 2 exons. The record is from RefSeq and is a predicted model, not a curated record. NCBI's taxonomy places the organism in Eukaryota, Fungi, Ascomycota, Eurotiomycetes, Chaetothyriales, Herpotrichiellaceae. Bases 1 to 681 code for a protein of 226 amino acids.